CAUUGGGUGAAGGGGGUUGGACUAGAUGACCCUCAGGGUCCCUUCCAAUUCUACCAUUCUAUGGACCUCUGCUUAAAAGUCUCCAAGAAGGAGAGUCCACCACCUUCUGAGGGAGACUGUUCUGCUGCCGAACAGGUCUCUCUUACUGUCAGAAAAGUUCUUCCUGAUGUCGAAUCGGAAUCUUCUUUUGUGUAACUUAAAUCCAUUGGUACAGAUCCUACUUUCCGGAGCAGGAGAAAACCGGCUUAGCUUAUGCCUGUGGCUUGCUUUUCCUUGCAUCUGGGAGUGCUCCCUUGCCUUUGCCAAACUGGUGCUCUCCAAAUUGUGGUUGGACUUCAGCUCCCAUCAGCCCCAGCCAUCAUCACAAAUGGUAAAAGGCAGUGGGAGCUGUAGUCCAGCCACACCUGGCAGGGAAACUGGCAUAGGAUUCAUGCUUCCUCCGUCUCCCCCACAGCCACUGCGAUGCCAUUGGAGGACCCACCUGGAUCGUCUCUUCUUUGGGCUGGAGCGCAAAAUCCGGCAGAUGCCUCAGGGAGCAGUUGUGCAUGUGGGGGAAAUUACCUUCAAAUGAAGAACCCUCCUUUCUUUCAACGGAGAAGAAGGUGACUGCGUAUUUCGCCAAGGGGGAGUAAAAUCUCCCGGAUCCAGACCACAGAGCUUUGUAGAUGGAAGCCACGAUGGAGAGUUGUGGGAAUCUGGACUCUUUGGGCGACAGUCAGAAGGACAAUGAGAAUUCUGCAGAGCCAUCUGAGGUGUCAUCAGAAACGGCCCAGCAUGCAGUGGGAAAGGAGCUGCUUGGCUUUCAAAAGGGAUGGAAAAAGCACAAGGGAAACCAGCCGAAGGCAGGGAGGAAGACGUUCUCUACUUCUCCGGGUGCCAGUGUCCACAAACUCCUAAUCCCACAGGAAGAUCAGAAAGGAAAUAGAAAAGAAAAAUGCCCGGAGUGUGGGAAAACAUUCAAAGAUAAAUCAAACUUGAACAGGCAUUGUAGAACCCACACAGGGGAGAAACCCUACGAGUGCCUGGAAUGUGGAAAGAGCUUUGGUCACAGUCACCAUCUUACCGUUCAUCAGAGAACUCACACUGGGGAGAAACCCUAUAAAUGCACGCGGUGCGGAAAAGCCUUCAGCGACAGCGGAAGCCUUACUACCCAUGAAAGAAUUCACACAGGGGAGAAACCAUACAAGUGUACGGACUGUGGAAAGAGCUUCAGCAACAGCGGAAGUCUUCAUACACAUAGGAGGACUCACACGGGCGAAAAACCGUAUAAGUGCCUGGAAUGUGGAAAGAACUUCAUCCAUAGCGGAAGCCUUCAUGCACAUCAGAGAAUCCACACAAGGGAGAAAAUGUACGUAUGUAUGGACUGCGGGAAAAGUUUUGCUUCCGGCAGCCCCUUUAACGCACAUCCCGAAACCCACACAGAGGAGAAACCUUAUAAAUGUAUGGCGUGUAGAAAGAGGUUCUUCAGUGGCGGAAGCCUUAAUUCUCCACCAAGAAUCCACCCAGGGGAGAAACCAUACGAGUGCAUUGUGUGUGGGAAAAGCUUCAGUGAUGGCAAAAGUCUGACCGCGCAUGAAAUAAGUCACACGGGGGGAAAGCCAUAUAAGUGCCUGGAGUGCGGGAAAAGCUUCCGCCAAAGCUAUAAUCUCACGUCACAUCAGAAAACUCACACCGGGGCGAAACCUUAUAAAUGCAUGGCGUGUGGGAAAAGCUUCAGUCGUAGUGGGAGCCUUCUUUCCCAUCAGAGAACCCACACGGGAGAGAAGCCCUAUAAGUGUAUGGAGUGUGGAAAGAGCUUCAUCGAGAGCCAGCAGCUUACUUUACAUCAAAGAACUCACACGGGAGAGAAGCCCUAUAAAUGCACGGAGUGCGGGAAGACCUUCAGCACGAGCGGAAGCCUUAGCAGGCACCAAACGACUCACACAGGGGAGAAGCCCUUUAAAUGUGCUGAGUGUGGGAAGAAUUUCGGUCAGAGGACACACCUUACUAAACAUGAAAGAACGCACACAGGCGAGAAGCCCUACAAAUGUACGGAGUGCGGGAAGAGCUUCAGCACGGGCGGAAGCCUUCACAGGCAUCAGACGACCCACACAGGGGAGAAACCUUUCAAAUGCUCGGAAUGUGGGAAAAGGUUCAGCCGUCGAGGGAAUCUCAAUACACAUCAGAGAACCCACACAGGGGCAAAGCGACGUGAGCAUGUGGAAUGUGAGAAAAGCUUCUGUGCAAGCGGCAGCCUUACCUCGUAUCAGUGGAUCAGUGAAGAUGGUUAGCUGUAUCUGGUAUAAAUGUCUGUAUUAAUGUGCAUUUGUUAGUUUCAAAAAAUUAGGGUAGCCGUGUGGGGCAAGACUUUUCUGGCACCUGAAAGACUGAAACCAAUUUAUUGAGGCAUAAGCUUUUAUGGCCUAAAGUUCACAUCAUCAUUUACCGUACAUGGUUUUAUCUCAGUCAGGAGGCACUCCCCCAAUUUGUGCACACACACCCUCAGUUUUUGUGAGGGUUCCCUUCCAGGUCAUCAUGAAUGUCAACGGUGCACAGGUAAGCCCGCCACACCCUGUUGCACCCACUUCCAGGGCCGAAAAUGGGGUAUCCAUGCUUUGAACACAUGCGCAAAUGGGGAGUUGCCUGUAUACACAUGUGGGUGUACAAAGAAAAAUCAAAAUAUUGAGGUUCAAUGGAAAGGAAAUGCAGAAAAUGCUGUGACAAGUAAGUUAAGCUUCAGGGAAAAAGAGUGACUGUGCCUAAGUAAUAACACAAGCAUCCUAGAGUUGCUCAGUUAAUUGCUGAGGUUGUAUUUCUUGCGUAUAAGAAAAUUUAAAUUGCCCCAGGAAGCGUUGAUUCAAUUUUACAGAGGUAUCAUUGAAACUGUUCUCUGUAAUUCUAUUACUGCCUGGUAUGGCACGGCCUCCAAGAUGGACAAGAAAAGGCUCCAACGAGCAGUCAGAAUUGCAGAAAGGGUAAUUGGUGCUAGUUUGCCUUCAAUAGAGUCACUUCAUGCUAUCUGAACUAGGAAGAGAGCAAAGCAAAUUGUCCCAGAUCCUUUGCAUCCCAGUCAUCAGCUGUUUGAUUUACUUCCAUCUGGACGUCGCUACAGGACUCUAUACACAAAACCGGCUAGGGACAGGAACCGUUUCCCCCCAUGUGCCAUCAAAUUGUUAAAUUCGUAGUUGUGUAGCGGAAGAGGAGGUCAGUUCCUUUGUUGUGUUACUGUAUUGUGCAACAGUAUUAAAGUAUGUUUACAUUGCAAUGUCUGUUGUCUUUGUCCAUGGAGUUUUCUUGGCAGGGAUACUGGAGUGGCUUGCCAGUUCCUUCUCCAGGUGGAUCACGUUUAGUCAAAACUCUCCACUAUGACCUGUCCAUCUUGGGUGGCCCUGCAUGGCAUAGCUCAUAGCUUCUCUGAGUUAUUCAAGCCCCUUCGCCACGACAAGGCAUUGAUCCAUGAAGGGGGAAUAGAAGGGGAAGAAAUGGAGGCAGAAGGGGAAAUAGAAGGGGAAGAAAUGGAGGCAGUGAGAGAUUUCACCUUCUUGGGCUCCUUGAUCACUGCAGAUGGUGACAGCGGUCACGAAAUUAAAAGACGCCUGCUUCUUGGGAGAAAAGCAAUGACAAACCUAGACAGCAUCUUAAAAAGCAGAGACAUCACCUUGCCGACAAAGGUCCGUAUAGUUAAAGCUAUGGUUUUCCCAGUAGUGAUGUAUGGAAGUGAGAGCUGGACCAUAAAGAAGGCUGAUCGCCGAAGAAUUGAUGCUUUUGAAUUAUGGUGCUGGAGGAGACUCUUGAGAGUCCCGUGGACUGCAAGAAGAUCAAACCUAUCCAUUCUUCAGGAAAUCAGCCCUGAGUGCUCCCUGGAAGGACAGAUCGUGAAGCUGAGGCUCCAAUACUUUGGCCACCUCAUGAGAAGAGAAGAAUCCUUGGAAAAGACCCUGAUGUUGGGAAAGAUUGAGGGCACUAGGAGAAGGGGACGACAGAGGACGAGAUGGUUGGACAGUGUUCUCGAAGCUACGAACAUGAGUUUGACCAAACUGCGGGAGGCAGUGCAAGACAGGAGUGCCUGGCGUGCUAUGGUCCAUGGGGUCACGAAGAGUCGGACACGACUAAACGACUA
Molecule: messenger RNA, 4099 nt
Organism: Zootoca vivipara (common lizard)
Lineage: Eukaryota; Metazoa; Chordata; Lepidosauria; Squamata; Lacertidae
Source: RefSeq, a predicted model, not a curated record